AUGGCCCGGCUGCCGCGGCCCGCGCUCGGCCUGCUCGUGCUGCUGCUGGGCGCCGCGCUGCGGGGCCAGGAGGAGCCCCAGACGCCCGACUGGAGGGCCACCCUGAAGACCAUCCGCAACGGCGUGCACAGGAUCGACACCUACCUCAACGCCGCGCUCGACCUGCUGGGCGGCGAGGACGGGCUCUGCCAGUUCAAGUGCCGCGACGGAUCUAAGGCUUUCGCACGUUACGGUUAUAAACCCUCCCCGCCGAAUGGAUGUGGCUCUCCACUAUUUGGUGUUCAUCUGAACAUCGGCAUCCCUUCCCUGACCAAGUGCUGCAACCAGCACGACCGCUGCUACGAGACCUGUGGCAAGAGCAAGAACGACUGUGACGAGGAGUUCCAGUACUGCCUGUCCAAGAUCUGCCGCGACGUGCAGCGGACGCUGGGGCUGGCCCAGCACGUGCAGGCCUGUGAGACGACAGUGGAGCUCUUGUUCGACAGCGUGAUCCACUUAGGCUGCAAGCCCUACCUGGACAGCCAGCGCGCUGCCUGCAGGUGUCGCUAUGAAGAAAAGACAGAUCUUUAAAGAAGACGUGGCAGGUGGUGGUCAGUAAUGAGGACGGAAGAACUUAACCCUUGACAGGGAGCGAAUGUGUUUGCAGCGUAACCCCGCCUUAUUUGUGUGAAGGGAUUGCUUUAAGACCUCAUUUUGGCAUUAAAACUUCAAAGUAACCCAAAGGGGGCAGGUUUCUCCCUGGAUCUUGCUGCCUUAGUGUGCCAAAUGGUUCUGACCAGUCUCGUGCAUGUUAAGGGGAGAUUUUUUUUUUAAAAGAAAGUUUGUUACUCUAUUUCCACUGCCAUAUUUACCCCCCAAAUGAGGUCAGAUUUAAAAAUCUUGGUAAGGUAUGAUGUUCAAUGUUACCUUACUUGGAAAUACAGGGAAAUCUUCAUUUAGAAGCAUAUUUUAGAGUAUGUAUAAUUUUAAAUGUACGUUUAUGCCUGGAAGGGCCUGGCUUUUUUCCUAUUUUAAUUAACACAUGAUAAGCUAUUUUUCUGUAGCCCACUCAGCAUAUGAAUAAGUCACGCCUCUGUUAUGACAGGACUAGAUACAAAGACUUCCAUGUCUCUCUCCUAUAAAACUGGACCCAUCAGCUCUUAGGGUGCCACACCAUGAUCUCUAGGUGUUAUUGGUACGACAAGACGGGAACAUGGAAGAAAUUCAGAAGCACAGCUGCUCCCAUUUUAUGGAUCCCUUCCGAGAAAUGUCGUGUUUUGCUAUGACCUUUGCCUAACUUGGAGAGAAGACUGCUUGAAUGAGACAGCGCAGAGCCAUUCGGCAUACCUGUCAGAGCAGUGUAUGCUGCUAUGCUGUGGCGUUUAUUUCCUGACACAUGUUCCUCACAGUAGAUUCUGGGAUAUCUUUAAAAGACUGUAAACUUUUAUUGAUACUAAUAAAAAUUGUUCCUGAUAUUGCUGGUUUUUCUUCUUAAGUUUCU
This is a messenger RNA of Talpa occidentalis (Iberian mole), 1480 nucleotides long. RefSeq names its product phospholipase A2 group XIIA (gene PLA2G12A). The transcript is spliced from 4 exons. Bases 1 to 570 code for a protein of 189 amino acids. NCBI's taxonomy places the organism in Eukaryota, Metazoa, Chordata, Mammalia, Eulipotyphla, Talpidae. The record is from RefSeq and is a predicted model, not a curated record. Gene Ontology annotation, cellular component: extracellular region. Gene Ontology annotation, biological process: lipid catabolic process; arachidonate secretion; phospholipid metabolic process. Gene Ontology annotation, molecular function: A2-type glycerophospholipase activity; calcium ion binding.